Messenger RNA from Suillus plorans, 2637 nucleotides. RefSeq lists its product as uncharacterized. The transcript has 8 exons. Bases 1 to 2637 code for a protein of 878 amino acids. Lineage: Eukaryota; Fungi; Basidiomycota; Agaricomycetes; Boletales; Suillaceae. The record is from RefSeq and is a predicted model, not a curated record.
AUGUCCACACAAUGCCCUGCUUGUUCCCGUGAUAAUCUUACGGUUACGGGUCUCAGUCAGCAUCUUGCAAAGAGCCGCAACCCACAUUGUCAAGCACUGUACCGUCAGUCACACUCUCAAAUACACGCCAAUGAUCCUUACUAUGAACCUGAUACUGAUGGAGGAUAUGGUGAGGAUGACUUGGAGUUUGCACGGGCUGAUGAUCCGGAGUUUGUGUGGGAGCAAACUAGUGGUGACGACAAUGCAGAUGAUGAUGCGUCAGACGAUGGGUUGAAUGCCGAACCUGAAUGGGAGCCUCCGGAAAAUUUGUACCAUCCUUUCACUUCUAAGAUGGAUUGGGAGGUCGCCAGAUGGGCGAAACUUCGCGGAGUCAGUUCGACAGCUUUUUCAGACUUGCUCGCAAUCGAGGGGGUCAGCGAACGCUUGUCACUCUCCUUCAAGAAUGCGAAUGAGUUGAACGCACUUGUCGACCAUGAGCUUCCGAGUAGCCGUCCAAAGUUCAAGCGAGAGCAGAUCGUCGUCGCUGGUGAAGCCUUUGACGUAUAUUAUCGCGAUGUGGUCGAAUGUGUCAGGUCACUGUAUGGUGAUCCUGAUUUUGCAAGAUAUCUUGCAUUUGCCCCCGAGCGGCAUUAUUCCGACAAGGAUAAAACGGUUCGUCUCUUUCAUGAUAUGCACACAGGAAAAUGGUGGUGGGAUACACAGAAAAAACUGGAUCAGCACAGUCCAGGUGGUACCAUCAUUCCCAUCAUCAUCUCUCUGUCUAUCCCGUCUAUCUCACGGUUCACCAUUGGCAACAUCCCUAAAGAAAUCCGACGCAAACCAUCACGUGGCGCACAUAUACUCCUGGCAUAUUUGCCGUGUACACGACUUGAACACAUCACCAACAAAGCAUCGCGUCGCCAAACUCUGGCAAACCUAUAUCAUGCGUGUUUGAGCCGUGUUCUCGCUCCGCUAAAGUCAGUUGGUCUUGAUGGACUUUGUAUGGCUAGUGGGGAUGGCGCUCUCCGCCGUUGCCAUCUAUUAUUUGCUAGCUUUGUUGGUGACUACCCAGAGCAGCUCCUUGCUACCGGAAUCAAGUUUGGAGAGUGUCCGAAAUGCAAUGUCGAUGCUGCUGAAAUGGGUAGCAAUACUGCACCAUUUCAUUUACAGAAACUGAGCGAGGUACUAGAUGCCCUUGCUACUCUCAAUGAAGGGAAUUUAUCUUUCGUUCGCGCUUGCUCGGUAGCAGGCAUCAAGCCCAUUGUCCAUCCUUUCUGGGAAGAUCUCCCGUUCACCAACAUUUUCCGUGCGAUCACACCAGACGUAUUACACCAACUAUAUCAAGGCUUGAUUAAGCACCUCUUAGGAUGGUUGUCGGCUGCUUGUGGAGCUGCUGAAAUAGAUGCUCAUUGUCGGCGUCUUCCUCCCAACCAUAAUAUCCAUCUGUUCAGGAAGGGCAUCACUAGCCUGUCACGUAUAAGCGGUGCUGAACAUGCACAAAUCUGCCGCUUUCUCCUUGGUAUCGUGAUUGUGCGGGGUCUACUCGAUUUCCUCUAUCUUGCACAAUAUCCUUGUCAUAGCUCAGAGACCCUGCAGCUGCUGGACGACGUGCUCGAUCUUUUUCACGACAAUAAGGACAUUUUCGUCGAGCUGGGUAUCCGAAACAAUUUCAAUCUACCAAAACUGCACGCAACGCGCCACUACACUCUCAUGAUAAUGAUGUUGGGGACGACGGAUAAUUAUAAUACAGAGUACACCGAACGACUUCAUAUUGAUUAUGCAAAGGACGCUUACCGCGCUACAAAUCAUAAAGAUGAAUUUUUGCAGAUGACACGCUGGCUCGAACGAAAGGAGAAGGUUCUGCGCUAUGAGAAGUACAUCAACUGGCGACUUGCUGGCAAUCACGAGUCCGAGCCCUACCACUCACGUCCUCCUGAUAUGACUUUCCGUCGGCUUCAGACGAUGACAAAGCACCCUAGUGCAAAGGCCGUCAAUAUAGACAAGCUGAUUGAAGACUACGGCACUACUUAUUUCCACGAAGCACUUGCACGCUAUAUCACACAACUCAGCCACACUAAUGAUCCGUGCCUCUCUAGUCAAACACUGGAUGUGUUGGCACACGAUGUCCAUCUCCCAUUCCGAAGUCUUCCAGUUUUCCACAAGAUUAAGUGGCUCUCGGUGGAUACUUGUGAUCAUGGCGACGCAACAGUCACAUUGGACUCUGUGCAUGCCAGACCACAGCAGAGCUCAGGUUCUUCUCCAUUGGCUCGUCGGUCAGAUACAGCUCUUGUGAGUCUCGGUCCGAAUACUGAUAUUGUUAGCGCUGGUAUACAAGGUUUCCGCGUUGGCCAAGUACGAGUCAUUUUUGCAUUACCACCAAAGUCACUUCCACUCCUUUUGCCGCCAACAGUCCAGGUACCCAAACACUUAGCUUACAUCGAGUGGUUUACACCAUUCUCUUCAGCUCCCGAUCGACGCCAUGGACUUUAUGAGCUCUCUAUUGUGCCAUUGGCAAACAUUGUGCGUAGUGUCCAUCUGAUACCAAGUUUUGGUGCUGUCGUCCCACAAGAAUGGACGAGUGAUACGGUUCUGGAUGAUUGUAACGAUUUUUGGUUGAAUUCGUAUUUAGAUAGAUACACUUUUUGUAUAUUCAAGUAA